CUCCGCGUCCGUCAGAUUUGACGUGUGCGUAUGAAACGGACGGUCAGGAGGGACGGGCAGGUGACAGAUGCGGAUGCGCGCGCACCCUCGGUGCUGCCUCAACUUGCCGCUUAUUUUUAGUUCUUUGGAUCGGGGCGCGGAGUGUGGACGUGUUUACGUGAAAAUUACGUGGAUCGUUUAGGAAAAGUUUCGCGAGAUACGGACGGAACGGAACACGGGCUACGACAGGCACACGGCACCGACCGAAGGAAAGGAAUAAGCUCUGCUCUGUGCGGUGCAGUGCAGUAAGUGUGCUUGGUUGGCGGCGUAUUUUUCAAGUGUCCCGAUCGCCGACGCACGAUGUCCCAGCAGCCGCACAGCCCGACGCCCAACAGGCGGCAAUCCUCCAGGCAAUUGCGUGAAAGGAAACAUAAGAAAUUAUACUCAGAAGAUUGGGCGCUCGGGGAUGAUGAAAUCGAAGGACGCAGGUCAUUUUCUCUGCAGGAAAAAUUGGAUGACCCUGGCUUCGCUGCCCACAAUAUCGUUAAAGAAAUGCACGGACAAGAACUCACUGUUGCGUAUUUGCAAAGACACGGUUUCAAUACGCCCUUGCUUUUUAAAGAAAAGUCCGGACUCGGUCUGAGGGUACCGACGAAUAACUUUACCAUAAACGACGUCAGGAUGUGUGUUGGAUCCAGACGCAUCCUGGACGUCAUGGACGUAAACACUCAGAAGAAUAGCGAAAUGACUAUGAAGGAAUGGCAGAAAUAUUACGAGGACACGGACAAAGAUCGAUUACUGAAUGUUAUAUCGUUGGAGUUUUCUCAUACGAAACUGGAGAAUUACAUACAGACACCAACGGUGGUUAGACAAGUUGAUUGGGUGGAUUGCGUGUGGCCGAGGCACCUGAAGGAGAGUCAGACUGAAGCAACAAAUUUGUUGGAAGAUAUGAAAUAUCCUAAGGUCCAGAAGUACUGUUUAAUGUCAGUGAAAGGAUGCUACACAGAUUUUCACGUCGAUUUUGGUGGAACCUCCGUCUGGUAUCAUAUCUUGAAAGGUGGUAAAGUCUUCUGGCUCAUACCGCCCACAGAACCUAAUUUGGAACUGUACGAGAAAUGGGUUCUUUCCGGCAAGCAAUCGGACAUAUUCUUCGGCGACACCGUAGAGAAAUGCGCAAGAAUUGAACUUAAGGAGGGUAACACAUUCUUCAUCCCAACUGGUUGGAUACACGCCGUUUACACACCAGUCGACUCGCUGGUGUUCGGCGGAAACUUUUUGCAUUCCUUUGGUAUCGAUAAGCAACUAAAAAUUGCGCAAGUCGAAGACACGACAAAGGUGCCUCAAAAAUUUCGAUAUCCCUUCUUCACUGAGAUGCUUUGGUACGUUCUAGAACGCUACGUUCAUUGCAUUUUGGGAAGAUCUCAUCUCUCGAGCGGUACGGAUGUUGUGAUUCCUCCUGAACGACCGCAUAUUCACUUAACACAUUCCGAGCUGCAUGGCCUUAAGGCUAUCGUGUUUUAUUUACACAUGCUUCCACAUAACAAGAAGAACGUACCAGAUCUAAUCAAAGACCCAGUCGCGCUAAUCAACGAUGUUAGAACGUUGAUUGGAUUACACAGACAAGACUCUCGAGAAUUAGCCAUUACUGGUCGCCCUAUUUUAACUGUUGCUGAGGAGCAAGAGAACAAAAUGAAGCAGCCUCUUAUAAAGUCGAUGCAAAAAACUCCACCAACUUUCAAGGGUCCCGCAAAACCGUCAACCCCGAAAACUCCUAAGGGACCGCCUGGGGCUAACGACAAGGGUGGACCACGAAGAAGGAGGACCAGAUGCAAGAAAUGCGAGGCGUGUCAGAGGAAUGACUGUGGAGAAUGCAGUUUCUGCUUAGAUAUGGUGAAAUUCGGUGGACCUGGUAGAGCCAAACAAACGUGUAACAUGCGUCAGUGUUUACAACCAAUGCUUCCGGUGACUGCUGCUUGUGUGCAUUGUGGAUUGGACGGUUGGGGACAAACGCCAAUUAUACCCCUUCAGAAAGGUCCUCAAAGAUGCGAGAGUGCCAGCAGUUUAAUGGAAUGUUCCGUUUGCUACGAGAUCGCGCAUCCAAAUUGUGUUCACCGACUGUGUUCCCAGUUUUCUGGUUACAUUAACGAGGAUAUGCCUAAUUCAUGGGAAUGCCCGCUGUGCUGUAAACUCGGAAAGAACUCGGAUUACCGGCCUAGGCAUUUCAGGGCACGCAAUAAAUCCUCAGAUAUGCGGCGGAUGUCAAUAAGUUCGGACGCUUCCAGUGCAUUGGAUAUUAAGCAAGAAAAGGAUGCUUGCAGUGAUAGUAACAGUGAUAGCGAGAAGGAUAGAAAGGAAAGUGUGCCAGUGAAAAAGCGCCGAUUAAGUGAUCAAGAGGAUAUAAAACCGGUAAUUAGUGCGAGCGUAACGCCGACGCCUUCUCCGACGGUGACUGCUGGAAACAAAUUGGCUGUGCGCAUGCACUUGGCCCAGCAAAUAACCAGCGGCACCAACAGACUGUUAAAGAAACCGAUGUACGUGGUACGUCCCACACCGAUCUCAACGGCAGGACAAUUGUCCGCAGCCAGCAACGCUUUGGACCGCAGAAUAAUGAUACCAGUGUUUAAAUAUUUGUAUCCUAAAGAUCUUUAUACGUGCAGUUUGGUGUGCAAAACUUGGUCCACGUUUAGCAUCGAUCCUCAGCUGUGGAAGAACAUGAACUUCUCGCAGAAGCACAUAACGUCCGAUCAUUUGAAGGGAAUCGUGCGCAGACAACCGGAAACAUUAAUACUCGAUUGGUGCACAAUCAAUAAAUAUCAGCUACCUUGGCUGAUCCAGAGAACCCCGUGCCUAAAAGAGUUAAGCCUGAUUAGCGUUAAUUUGCAUCCGGUGAUUGCACUGAGAACGUGUUAUUGUGCCCAAAUACAGGUGCUCGACCUGAGUUUUGUUACUGGAUUCAAUGAUUCUGCCCUCAGGGAAAUCUUAGGACCCAAUAAUGACUCGCGACAGGUCUUCACCGAUGAGAAAAUACGUUUGCGCAAUCUGCACACGUUGAGGAUGGCUGGCACCGAUAUCACGGACAUCGCAAUGCGUUACGUAACUCAGUAUUUACCUAAUUUAAAGCACCUGAGCUUGAGUUCUUGCGCUCGUAUCUCAGAUGCUGGCAUCGCCCAGCUAAGCACGAAACCAGCUAACACUGUCACAAAUUUGAUUUCGCUCGAUUUAAGCCACUCCAAGCUGGUGACUGAACAGAGUUUGGAACAUUUAAGUAAAUGCGUGAAUCUUGUUAAGCUGGACCUGAGGCAUUCCGCCCAAGUGUCCACGCAAGCUCUGAUCAAGUUUGCAGCUAAAAGUGACAACAAUUUACAGGUACGCGACAUAAAACUCGUCGAUCGCAGACAGACUAAAGUUAACAUCUAAUUAGUGACUCCAAUAUUAAACAGCAUUUAACCUGUGCAAUUAACAAGUUGGUGGUUACAAGCAGGAAAUUUAAUAAAGAAGUGCAAUUGUGGGUCAUCUCCACCAACAUACAUAUAUAUAUAUAUAUUUUCACGUAGUUCCCUUUUAAAUUUUCACCUUUUAUCGAAUUGACAAAUCGAAUUUCUUUCAUUUUUUUUUGUAUCGCCGCUGAUUCGUGGUACACAUAUACAUGUGUUUUUAUUUUUACAUAAUAGAUUAUUUACAAACA
Messenger RNA from Nicrophorus vespilloides, 3664 nucleotides. Its product is annotated as jmjC domain-containing histone demethylation protein 1-like. The transcript is spliced from 8 exons. The coding region runs from base 340 to 3396 and encodes 1018 amino acids. Gene Ontology annotation, molecular function: transcription coregulator activity; protein binding; histone demethylase activity. NCBI's taxonomy places the organism in Eukaryota, Metazoa, Arthropoda, Insecta, Coleoptera, Silphidae. The record is from RefSeq and is a predicted model, not a curated record. Gene Ontology annotation, biological process: protein demethylation; regulation of transcription by RNA polymerase II.